CAGAUCAAAACUUUUUUGAUUUUCAUUAAAAAUGGCGAAAAAGAAAAUUUUGAAUUUGAAGAAAAAACUUCAAGGGAAAAAAAAUUCGACAAACGUUUUUACGAUCAGCAAAAAAAGUAAUCGGACGAAAGUUACCGGAAAGAAUGUGACGACUAAUUUAAGGAAAAACAUUCAAAAAGUUAACAUUGAAAAAAUUGACGCAAAUUUUCAGUCGGUUAAAGAAAUUGUAAUUCAAGACAAAAAGAAAAAAACAAAAGAAGAAAAAAUAAAAUUGAAUAAAAAUAAUAAAAACAAACAUUUGAACAAGUCUACUUUGGAUGAAACGGAAAGUUUGUUUAAAAUGUUGUGAUUGUUUUAUGUUGCUGAAUUUGUAGCGGAGGGACGUUGCUUUAAAUAAUUAGUUUCGAUGUAAAUCUUAAUUAUUAAAUUUUAUUGCGAAAAAUUGUGUUUACUGCGAUAAUUUGUUAAAACUUUGUCUUGGCAACCAUUAAAGAAUUUCACCACCUCUGUUAUAUGAUGAUCACGAAAGGCAUUAAUUUUUUGUCUUUUCUCGCUGUGCUGUUCAAGAGAAUUGUUUAAUUGUAAAUUUACUUCAUUUUAACAAAAUUUUCAAUUUUUAAGCCAAAAACUUUCUUUUCACUUUCAUGAUUUUAAAACACAUUUAAUAAUUUCUCUUCAUUUGUUUGUCACCAUAGUUACUUCGUUCUACGGCACAGGUAAAGAAUUAUUUCCAUAUUUGGACGUUAGUUCCACAUGAGCGAGCAUGAAGAAACGCUCGACGACGACAAGCAAACGAAAUAUUCAACAACAAACAUUCAACCCCUUUAUUAGCUGUAGCCGACUUCGUAACAUUCAAUCGAUUCUCACCGAUGGCCCGGAGGAUACAAUCGUUGCCGUGCUUGGUAUCGAUGGCAGAUAUAACGAAGGAUGCCGUGAACUCGCAAAUUAUUUAUUAUUUGAUUUCUAUGAUCUGAGAAUCAACCAACUGGAACAGGAGGGAAUACCAGACGAGGAUUUGGACGACUUGAUAAUUGUGAUUCGACGAUCCAGUGUUGCCGUAUAUUGUAGCUCGACGCUGCACAACCAUAUUCUACCUUACAUCGCCCAUUGGAAGAAUCUACAAAUAUAUUCCCCACCCAAUGAAGAUGGGGAACACCAGGAUGAGUCAGAUUUGGAGGAAUUUAAAAUCCGAAGUUUUAUUUCUAUGUUGGAGUCGUCGCGGUUGGUUGGGUUUCCUUAUUAUUCAACAAGAAACACCUCUAUGACAUCACAGUUCAAUAAAUUUGAGAUUGAGAAAUGGCCGAUUAUUCAAGCGUUCGCAUUGGAGAAUGUAGGGGGGGGUGGAUUCUUCACAUUAAAACACGAAGUAAGCAACGUACACGAUCGCCUCACCCCCGUCUACAUGGGGUUGGACCCCUCCUCGUUAGAACGGAUAAUUGUUCGCUCGUUACCGUUGUUUGAGAGCCACUGGAUGGAGUGCAUGAGCAACGUGGUUGUCCAUGGCAACGGGGAUUCCCCAUCGCUGAUCAACUAUGAUGUCACAGAGGAUUUCGUUAUCGAGCCGAUGAAAAGCUAUUUUCGUCACGGCCGACUCUCAGCCAAUCAGAAUCGAGAUGUUGAUAAUAUUGACCAAUCAGAACCCUUGGUUUGCUUCGGGACACGCACCAGCGAUCGUGGUCGUGCUUCAUUGAUCGCAACGAUCAAGAGUUCCGGAAUCAACGGACCUGCAUUGCAUAUGGUGAUGCACUUCCACGCCCCAAAGUCCCCGAUAAGUUGCGCUCGUACUUACAUGGUGCGCCCACUGGUGGAGGAAGGACAAGCAAGAUUGAGGGACUUUAACCUCCUUGUUGGUUUAUAUGAUGUUUGUGUGCGUGUCGGUCACGCUCUCAUGACCGAGGCAUCGACCAAUCACACGCUAGCAAACUCCGAUCGUAUCGUUCGUGAUAUCGUGGGUAAACUUCCACCAGGAGGCGAUGUUAAGCAUAAGGUGGUUGCCGUCGACAACAAGGGAAGACAAAUUAACUUCAAGUCAAGCGGUUGUCUGUUGAAAGUUUGCGUCGAAAUUCAUGGAAUCCGAAGUCUCGACGGUGGGCAUGAGGUGUUGGGGAGCCUCGUGUAUUCAGAUACUUUUGUGUGCUCCAAUAUCUCAACACUAGGAGGCAGUGAUCCACAAAGCAACUCGAAACUUGUCCUAACAUCGGGGAUUCCCCUGUACCAGGAAUGGCAGGGCAAAAGUGAAGAAGUGGAAACAAAGGAAUUGGUUGUUCGAUGUAACAAUGGUGUUCUGUGUUCAAACAAUGCCCUCUGUGAUGUCACAAGUGAAGCUUCAUUAGAUUUCUAUAUUGAUGGCUCCGUCCUCGUAACCCCCCGUCACGCUCCACGAUUCCUGAUCAACCGUGACGAUAUCUCGUCAUACGAGUUUGUCGAUAACGAACCAAUCAGCUUCAGCGUUCGGUUCAACAAGACUUCUGAUUGGCUGUUACCCUCGUUCCUCUCGACCAAUCAGAACCCUCGAUUCACCGUCGUAUUCGCCCCCCAUUCACCAGGGGCAAAAAACUUCAAAAACAAAGUUGUCCCUGUGUUGAAAUCAUUGGAUUGUGACUCGGUGAAAUUUAAGAAGCUGAGUCAUCAUGAUGACAUCACAAAGCAGUUGAUUGUUGCCCUGAAUGCUGAUUAUGAUUGGCAAUGUGGGACGAGUUACCACGGAAAGGGGGGCAAGUUGGGACAAGCGGGGAAAUCGAUACAACCACAACUUACGAAUUUCAUGAACCACUUCGGGGUAAGUUCAUCACUAGGUGGGGUUGGUGUGCCCUCUUCAGAAAUCCCCAUGUUGCUGGAAGUACCCACGGGGGAAUCCCCGGGUGUUGGGAACAGUCCCAAGAAGGAUGAAAAGGUCGUGAUCACGGUGGUGACGGGGAUCCCGGGGUCGCACGCCGACAAACUCGGGGCAUCAAUAGUUGCGUUACAUCGUGAGAGGGUGAGGUGGGUGACGAUACGAACGCAGUGUUGUCGGGGUGACGCCACUCUGCUCAACGUCGAGCAUCUGCAACGACGAUUGGUGGAGGUUGUUGCGAAGCGACGGGCGUCACGACCUGGUGCCGCAGCUCUUAAGAGACUCCGUGUGGUCGUGGAGUCCAUCGGUUACAUUCCGAUAUCGAGCGUUGUGUCGUGCAUCGUCGAUCACCCCGAUCCCUCCACUAGAGGGACGAUGAUGUUGGGAGCAUGCACCUCGUGUGUUGACCCCAUGACCUGUUUCGUUGACCACGGGGUCAUGACCCCUAACCUCCUCGAACAAGCAACAUCAGGGACUAUUUGCUGUGUCGCCUUCACAGGUCACCAUGACGAUCUUAAGGACAAGAACCUCGCUGAAGCGCAAUCGCUCAUGCGUGCAGUCAACCCUGACGCUGCGUUCCUAUUGGCCGCCGGGGGUAAGAUGACUCGCACCAGUGACUUCGACCUCGUGCUGAGCGAGAACUCGUUCAACUGCGACGAUUCGAAACGAACGAGGGUAUUGUUGCGACCGGGGAGAUCCCCUGACGUUACCCCCACCCCCCUAAACGAGGUGACCCUCCACUUCUCCCCCCCACUUUUAAGGGGCUCCUUCUCGGCUCGUUUACGAUCGUUAGGUCAUGUGACCGGGGUCGGUGAUGUCAUCGCUCUUACUGGAGUCGUAGCUUUCACAGACACCCCCGACGAGGACAAUGACGUGACGUUUGUUACGAAAACAUCAACAUUGGAACUUGAACCCCGUGUUCAACCAACCAUGAAAACCCCGGCCCCACCCCCUAGUAAAACUACCCCCGAUAAUAGGAAAUAUCAUUUAAAGUUUUACGGGAAGAAUUUGAUCGAGGAGAAACUGAAGUGUUGGUUACGCAUGAGCGGGCAGCAGAAACCGAGUCGAAAAUGUCGGAAAACGAGAUCAAAUAUUUCAAAGGCCGAGAUUAAGAUGAUUCAGGCCACCCACGAAACCGACCCCCUACCCGACGGAAUAUAUUUCAACGGGACUCAUUACUCAAGUUUGUUGGACAACCACAAGUCGUAUCAACACCCAUGUUUGGAGGAAUUUAUCUCCGAAUAUUUAAAGCAAGAAAAUCAGAAAAUUGAUUCUUUUAACAAGAAAAUAGAAAAUCGGGAAUAUAAGGACUUGUUUGAGUGAUUUAAUCACCUCUACGACCCCUACGACCUUUCGUGUUGAUCCUGUGACCUUACGUUGACCCCUACGACUGUGACCCUACAACCCACUGUGGUCCCACUUCCACCAUUAAUGGUCCCACAUACCCACUGUACAUUGAACAACUUUGUAAUUAGUUUAGUUUUUUAGUUGAGUUACAAUUUAUAUUUUUCUACAAAUUUAAGCUGGCUUUUAUAUUUGUGUUAAAGUUGAUUUUUCUAAAUAAACAAAUAAUUUUUAUGUUUA
Messenger RNA from Ciona intestinalis (vase tunicate), 4417 nucleotides. The record is from RefSeq and is a predicted model, not a curated record. Lineage: Eukaryota; Metazoa; Chordata; Ascidiacea; Phlebobranchia; Cionidae.